Messenger RNA from Prosopis cineraria, 2892 nucleotides. RefSeq names its product extra-large guanine nucleotide-binding protein 3-like. Gene Ontology annotation, molecular function: guanyl nucleotide binding; G protein-coupled receptor binding; G-protein beta/gamma-subunit complex binding. The transcript has 10 exons. The record is from RefSeq and is a predicted model, not a curated record. Gene Ontology annotation, cellular component: heterotrimeric G-protein complex. Lineage: Eukaryota; Viridiplantae; Streptophyta; Magnoliopsida; Fabales; Fabaceae. Gene Ontology annotation, biological process: adenylate cyclase-modulating G protein-coupled receptor signaling pathway. Bases 472 to 2892 code for a protein of 806 amino acids.
AUUGAACUCUUUAGGUGCGGCGAGAUUAAUAGCGAGGGACCCAUCUCAACGAGGCCACUCGAGCGCCCUCUCACGCUGUUCCUCUCCCUCCUUCCACCACCUUCUUUUACUUUCUGACCUGAGCUCAGACGCUUCAAGAAGCUUUAUCUUUUGGAACUUAAAAGGCAAAGAAGCUGGAAAGCAAGAGCUCCUUAUAUUGUAAAGUUCUGAAUGGAUUUGCUAUUGUCGCUGUCCUCAGAGAUUCAACGGUGAAAACAUUCAACGUUUGAUUGCGGCUGAUUGGUGGCUAUGACUGAGUCUACAUGAAAGGCACUCUCCUGAAUCCUCUUUGAAUUCAGCCUUAAGAUUUUCUCUGCUUCAAAAGCAGUUAAAGCUUACAACAAGUUGCAAGGACAUAAUUGGAAUGUGAGGCUUUGGCGCAAGCAUAUAGGAUCUGAAGUUUAAGUGGUGCCAAUUAUUUUGUCAGCUGAAAUGGAUCGAAAUGGGGGAGAGAGUUGGAGGGAAGUGAUGAAGAAGAUGCUUCCUCCUGGAGCUUCUCUGCCUGAUGAAGCUUCUGAUCUUGACUACUCCAUAGCCAUAGAAUAUCAGGGUCCACCAGUUUCAUUUGAAGUGCCAACAGUUGAUCCUCUUGAUAUGAAUUCUCGAGGAGUUCCACUUUCUGGAUCACAAUCUAUUUCUCGUGUGAGGCCUCAGGUGAUUGAGCCAAUUCCUCUGCCAGUGUCUCGUAUUGCCGGUGUUACAGGUUCUCCUAAUCAAAGUCCUAGGAUGUCAGGAAGUUCAGAAUCUGCGGUGUCUGUCUUGCAAAAUCCUGACUUUUCUUCAGCGUCAGCCUCACCUGGUUCAGCUCAUAAUCCUCCUAGGCAAGUGAUAAACGAAUCAAAGAGGGCGCAUGUUGUCACUUUUAAUACUGUUGAUAGAUCUCAAAGGAAGGAAGCUGAAGUUAUGGAGCCAGUUUAUCCAGAAUAUGUGUGGGUUUCAAAGGAAAGGAAGAAAAAGAAAUUCAGAGUUUGUUAUAGAUGUGGAAAAGGGAAGUGGGAAACUAAGGAAUCUUGCCUAGUUUGUGAUGCCAAGUAUUGUAGCAUUUGUGUUCUCAGGGCCAUGGGAUCAAUGCCAGAAGGACGCAAAUGUGUAACUUGCAUUGGUCAGCCUAUUGAUGAAUCAAAGCGUAUGAAAUUAGGUAAACAUUCAAGAGUAUUAUCUCGACUUCUUGUUCCUCUAGAAGUUAAGCAAAUUAUGAGAGCAGAGAAAGAAUGCUCUGCCAAUCAGCUUAGGCCAGAGCAGCUGAUGGUUAAUGGAUUCCCACUGAAGCCCGAGGAGAUGGCAGAAUUACUUGGGUGUCCCUUACCUCCACGGAAGCUGAAGCCUGGUAGAUAUUGGUAUGACAAAGAAUCUGGUCUCUGGGGAAAGGAAGGGGAAAAACCUGACAAGAUAAUAAGUUCAAACUUGAACUUCACCGGGAAACUUAGCGCUGAUGCUAGUAAUGGAAACACACAAGUUUACAUCAAUGGUCGAGAGAUUACAAAGCUUGAAUUGAGGAUACUGAAGCUGGCAAAUGUACAGUGUCCACGUGAUACCCACUUUUGGGUUUAUGAUGAUGGUCGUUAUGAGGAAGAAGGUCAGAAUAAUAUCAGAGGAAACAUUUGGGAGAAGGCUUCAACAAGAUUUGUUUGUACCCUGCUCUCUUUACCCUUUCCCCAUGGAAAGCCUCAUGAACCAAGAGAUGAGAUCAAUAAUUAUUCUACAGUUCCAAAACAUCUAGAACAGAAAAAAGUUCCAAAGCUUCUUCUUCUUGGACUUCAAGGAUCAGGAACUAGCACUAUCUUUAAGCAGGCCAAAUUCUUGUAUGGGAGCAGAUUUACUGAAGAAGAGCUACAGGAUGUCAAACUGAUGAUCCAGAGUAAUAUGUACAAAUAUCUUAGCAUUUUGCUUGAUGGAAGAGAGCGCUUUGAGGAGGAGGCUCUUUCUGAAAUGAAUGCACAAAAUUCUUUUGGUCAAACUGUGAGACAAGUUGGGAACAGUGAAUCAAAUGAAACUAGUCUAUGCAUCUAUUCCCUCAACUCAAGGCUGAAGCAUUUCUCUGAUUGGCUCCUGGAUAUUAUAGCUACCGGGGAUUUAGAUGCAUUCUUCCCAGCAGCCACACGUGAGUAUGCACCAUUAGUUGAAGAAGUGUGGAAGGAUCCAGCAAUACAAGAAACCUAUAAAAGAAAAGAUGAGCUUCAUUUUCUUCCAGAUGUGUCAGAGUAUUUCUUAAGCCGGGCCAUUGAGAUAUCUAGCAAUGAAUACGACCCUUCUGAAAGAGACAUCAUUUAUGCAGAAGGGGUUACUCAAGGUAAUGGUUUAGCUUGCAUAGAAUUCUCACUUGAUGACCGUAGCCCAAUGUCUGAAGUUUACACGGAAAAUAUGGAAACUCAGCCACCGCCUCAGCCAAAUGUCGAGCCGGUUUUCUGUGUUGCCCUGAGUGACUAUGAUCAGCUGUGGCUUGCCCCAGACAGUGAAUGGCAGUGGAAGCCUUCUGCAAAAAACAAGAUGUUACAGAGCAAAGAGCUAUUUGAGACAAUGGUAAAUAGGGUUCCUCUAUCUGCCUGUGAAUGGUUCAAUGACUAUAGUCCUGUGAUUGCUCAUCACACUAGCCAGUCCCUGGCACAUCAGGCUUACUUCUAUAUUGCCAUGAAAUUCAAAGACCUUAUGCUUCCCUCACUGGCCGAAAGCCUUUUCGUGUGGCAAGGCCGGGCAAGGGACCGUGUGACAGUCGAUGAGGCUUUCAAGUACAUUAGAGAGGGUUCCUAUAAAUGGGAUGAGGAAAAAAAACAGAGGAGAAUUACUAUGGUCCACCUGAAGAUUCAUUUACAGUACCACAGACAUAAGCUCUCUCCUUAUAUCAGACCAGAGUGA